Messenger RNA from Pelobates cultripes (western spadefoot toad), 30241 nucleotides. The record is from the annotation of a GenBank genome assembly. Lineage: Eukaryota; Metazoa; Chordata; Amphibia; Anura; Pelobatidae.
CCUUUUCAUGGCUUUUCUUGUCUUUCUUGCUCACCCUCCCCCCUGCUCUGAAUUGGAGUACUUGUUUUGGUCACGUGAGGGGGGUUGUUCCAGCAAAUCAGCACAGAGCCCAGCACUCCCCCCUCCUAGCCAGAGGGACACAAGGGGGGGAAGUUUACUCAUUUGAGCUGGAUCUUUUUUCUCAGCUUUACCUGCCAACCUUUUUUUUGUUGGGUUUCCCAGCCCUUUGCAUUACUUUGCCCUGCAGUGAGAGACAUGCAAGGAUCCCAGGCUGGGACACACAGGGUUUACUUCUAGAUCUGGAGACUUGAUUUUUGUUUUUGUGCUCUGCUUUCUAUCUGGAAUUUGGUUGUUCUGGGGGGAGAAUAGGGGCACUCGUUCCUGGGGAAUGCUGUGGAGCGCCUGGCUGGCUGUGGGAAGGCUGCGGAGUGCCAGGCUGGCUGUGGAGAUGCUGCAUAGCGCCUGUCUGGCUAUGGGUUUUUUGCUGAUCUUCUCUCUGGUCCCAGCUGUAUUGGGUGCAGGAGCUUCUGGACUCCGUGUGAGGAAUGUACCCAGCUCCUGUCCCAUUUACUGUCGCUGCCUUGGGGAUCUCCUGGAUUGCAGCCGAGGAGACCUACAUCGGGUGCCUGAGAAUCUCCCUGAAUGGGUAGUGCAGCUGUGAGUAUUAUCUAUUUAUUUUAAAAGUGUUUUACCAGGAAGGAUACAUUGAGAUUUCUCUUGUUUUUCAAGUAUGUCCUUGGAUGCACAAACCAUGUAAUGUAGGCACAAAGUUAACUUAGAUAGCCAUUGCUCUGCAGUUAAGGGGAAGCAGCAUCCCUCCAUCUCUAGCUGGGCUUGAGGGUUUAUUCACUAAACUCUGAAUUGUAUCAGAUUAAAAUGUUAAUUAGGAAACUCAGGGUACAAGAGCCAAAAUGUGACUAAAGCUGUUGGUGAAUUUUUCUAGGUCAGCUGUUUUUGCCAUAUUUUAUGAAAUUGUAGCUAUUUUGCUGCAGUCUGGAGUCAAAUGAAUAACCCUGUGGGCAUGGGGUCAAACCACAAUGUAUUAUUUAUAAGAUGCCAUAAUAUUUCACUGUGUUUUACAAGUCAAACAAUUCACCUGGCAUGCUGCAUAUAACAUAGAGCAGGGUUGGGCAACCUUCGGCACUCCAGAUGUUGUCGACUACAUCUCCCAUAAUGCUAUUACAGCCAUAAUGCUGGCAAAGCAUCAAGGAAGAUGUAGUCCACAACAUCUGGAGUGCCCAAAGUUGCCUAUCCCUGACAUAGAGGCAGACUUCAAGAGUUUGGCUUCACGGUUCUGCUGAGUUUGAAAAACCGAGUUAUAACAUUUUGGCCAGAAUUGGGAAAAGAUAUAAAACUAGGCUAAAUUGAAAUAACUUUCAUUUGCUAGUUUCAAAUAAACAUAGUAACUUUUGUUUAACUGUGAAAAUUAUAAUUAUUAUUUUGUGAGACAAAUUAUUACAAAUUUUGACAGGAACAAUAGGCUGCCGAGGACCCUGCUGAAAUGAGUUUACAAUCUAGGAUCAGUCUAUGAAAAGUAAUCUUGGGGCAAUCAGUGGGGACAUACCAUUGGUUUCUAUGGUGACAGCUCCAGUUUCAGAACUUUGUCCCAGGAUAUUUCUUAUUGCCUCAGUUUGCUCCUUUGUCUGUCAUAGCCUUUUAUUUUUAUUCUAUCCUGGAAAAUAUAUUUUUUCUCUAAUAAUUUAAUAGGUAUGAAUUAACUUUUUGUUCUUUAGAUAGCUAUGAUUUUCUCUACCCAUGUGUAUAAUUACUUCCUAUAGGCCAUAGCAAAUAUUCAGUUCUCUUUCAUUGGUUACUUUUGCCAUGAUUUUUACUUUAAAAAGUCCGGCCUGUGUGUCUGACCCCGAAGUGAAGCCCAAUCAAAGAAAACUGUUAAAACUAGUUCCCAACCAUUUGGCUCAUCUUCAUUCCAUGAGUAUUGCCCAGCUGAACCAACAACAUCUGCAACUAAUACAACCCCCAUUUCUGUAAAUAGAAGAGGCAUCCUACUUCUAAUCACUUAGUGCUAAGAACUGAUUCUUAAAAUGACAGGUUGUACUUUGUACACAUUUCUUGUGGAAAUUGCAACAUUUUACAUCUCAUUUUCAAGGUGUAGUGUGGUGUUAAACCCUUAACCCCUUAAGGACCAAACUUCUGGAAUAAAAGGGAAUCAUAACAUGUCACACAUGUCAUGUGUCCUUAAGGGGUUAAAGCCCAUGGCUGGUUUAAAUCUGAUGCAUUAUGGGUAAUAUACACCACGUCUGUGUAGAAAAAUAAACAACCAAUUGGCGUUAUUCACUGAAUCAGGAAAUGUGGACAACUGAGGGGUAGUUGUGGAAAGACUUUAAAAUUUUAGGUCAAAAUAGUUGAAUAGGAACACAUUUUUGAAUUCUAGCUUUUUUCACUUACUGCUAGGUUGACAAAAAGUGUACAAUGUUUAGCGAUUUAUUGAAGGCUUAUGUUCACUGGUUAUUCAUGCCUUAAUGAUCACUUCACGCGGUUUAAAUGAUAUUACAUUGUUUAAUAACAGGUAUCUGUAGAUUACAUAGUUGAAUCAUUUACUGUGUCAGGCCUUUCAACAGGCUCUCUGGACUUUUUCUUACCUAUUCAAUGUAUCAAAGUAUCUUGGCAUUCAGUAGAUUAGCGUAGGACAAAAGUCAUAUAAAGCGUGCUUUAAUUUAAUGCGCAUAUUGAUUGCCACCUAAAGAGAAAAGCAGGAAUCUAAGUUGCAAGAUUUCUUUUCAGAACACUGCCAAGUAUGACCCAGCUUAUAUUUUAUUUAGGUUUUUGUUUUGAUUUAUGUUGUUCUUUGUCAUACACAUUUUUAUGUACUUUGGCUCCACCCACAUUACCUAUUUCCAAGAGGAAGUGGUAAGACACCUAGCAGGAAAUGUACAACUACAUGUUCUCCUGUAAACUCUCAAUCGAGUGGGUGUCAGCUGCUUCUAUGUAUUAGCAGCAAAAUCUGUUCUUUCUUUUUUUUUCUCUCUUUUACUCCUUUUUUUGUCAGAAAAACCUCAAGGCACUGCUUUCUUAAGGAUGUACACAUUACUGUCCGUGUUCUAUAGUUCUUUUACAGACUUACAUUGUAAGGAGGCCAAAACUGGCUAAUAGAUCUCAGCCAUUUCCUGGUAGAAGAUGAUGUCACUAGAGAAGGGUUAGGGCUGAGAGGUUUCUGGAUAAAAAGAAAAGCAGGAUUUUUUUUUCCUUUCCCAUUAGCACAGCAGGGAUUGCCUUUUUUUCUGUUUCCCAGAAUACAAAUGUAAACAAAGCAUUUAAUUGAUAACUAUUGUUAAAACUAUUGCAAAGAGUUCAGGGUUCACAGGUCCCUUUAAUUGCAUUUUUACAUUUUAAGACUGAUGAAUCCAUCUUAAAAGUUGAGAUUAGUCACGCAAUAGAAUUCUGUUCUCAACUAUUUUAAAAAAUGAGAAAUAUUUACUUAUUGGCAAAGUGAUAAAUAAAUGCAGCCUAUGUUUCUUUCAGUCACUGCCUGUCUAUCUGUAUAUAAAAUAAACAGAUAAGUGCAUUCUAAGUAUAUAUCAAUUUCCUAUUUUUUUAUUCCCUAAUUUCCCUUUUGCAUGCAUGCUUGUUUUUUGGGGUUUUUUUUUUUACGUCAAUGUGGAUUACUAGUACAUGAAUAAAACUUAACACUUGAUCAUAUCUAAGUCAUUUUGUUAUAGUGCCUCUUUUAUAAUAUCACACCAACAAACCUGAAAACAGACUUUUAAAAAGAUCCAGACAUGUCUGAAAUGUUCCUGGGUCACACAAGGUAAUUAAAUUACUCAACCAGCUCCAUUUUGUUGCAAACAAGUAAUUUGAUUGAAAGUAAACACGUGAUUGGCUACUCUGGUAUUAAAGGAGCAGCAACAUUAAAUUGAAUCCCACUACAAUGCACAAGGCCUCUCAACUGCAAGGGGAUUAUAGGAGUUUUAAAACACGAGAGGCUAAAAUGUUGCAGUUUCUCAACUGUAGCUCAAUCCUGUAGCUUUCUAAAACGAGUACUGAAGCUUGGAUAAAUUGCUUCUUAAAGGACCACUAUAGGCACCCAGACCACUUCAGCUCUAUGAAGUGGUCUGGGUGCCAGGUCCCCCUAGUUUUAACCUUGCAGCUGAAAACAUGCAGUGUUUACACUGUAGGGUUAAUCCAGCCUCUAGUGGCUGUCUCCCGGACAGCCACAAGAGGCGUUUCCACAAUUUACACUGAGUAAAUCGCACUUAUUUGACGCUGGACGUCCUCACAGACCUCCAGCAUCAAAAAAGGUCCCCAUAGGAAAGCACUGAGUAAUGCUUUCCUAUGGGAAGGCUUGAAUGCGCAGGCGCCUCUGGCCGCGCAUGUGCAUUUGGCUCCACUCGGGAGUUGACACCGGCGGGGGAGGAGAGGUCACCAGCGCUGGAUUAAGGUAACUGGCUUAGUGGGUUUUAACCAUUUCAGCGCCGAGGGAAGGGGGCACUCCAAGAGCCUAUAGUGCUAGGAAAACGGGUUUGUUUUCCUGGCACUACAGGAUCCCUUUAAAGUCUCUGUAUGGGGGAAGGUAAGACGUCUGCUUUAUGGUAUAAAGAGAAUGGUGUCUAGAGUUUACCAUUGAGAACUUUUAUGGUCGGGUUUUAUUACUGUUGAAACAAAUGCAAAGUUGAACAUUUACAAGAAGGACUUGUCUUUUAUUAGUAGUAGCUCUCGUUGUUAGCAACAUGCAUCAUUAUUUUGUUAUUAAUUUAUCCAAAUCAAUAAUUUUAUGGUUUUAAGUCACUCUUACUUUUCCAGAGACCACUUUAGAAAGAUUUGAUUUCUUUGGUUUUCUGUCUUAAAAAUGUGAGCACUGCACAAGUAAAGAAUCACCAGUAUGUUGCCUCAAAUGCCAAAGGCAUAGGCGUAAGUCAAAACAAAAUGGCUGCUUCCAUAAACAAACAUCUACUAUUCAUCUAAACAUAGACAUUCUUUAGAAAAAUGGUGAUUGGACCCUAGGUUUACUAAUGUAUCAAAACUAGAACAUUUUUGUUUAUUUUUUUAUUCUCUUACAACCCAAAAGUUACUAACCUAAUUUCGGCAAGCAAAAAAGGAACUUGUUAAGCAUGCUGAUUCGUGUGCUUAGGUGCAAAUAUGUAAAAUGUUCCUCCUGUCUCAUCUGACUAAAUUCUUGAAAUCUUCUCAUUUCAAUUGAUUUUUCAUUUUGUUGCAUUUACAAAAUCUUGAUAAGGGGUUUAAAGUUAAACUAAGCAGGAAGGCUUUCAAUUAGUUGUGGCUAAUUCUGUACAAUUUACCUCAUCUGGAGGUCAGAGUGCUGUCUUAUUCAUGAGGCUGAAUUCUUGUAUUGACAACAUAUGGGAACUAGUAUUUGAGAGGUUUUUUUUUCUGUGAUAAAGAAGAUAAGAGCAAAUAUUUUGUGAGAAUGUGAUGUUUUAUUACAUAAACAGAAUUAUUCACUAAAGCUCGCAUUUUUGAGAAUUGAAAAGUAAUUUCCAGUUUUAGGUCAAAUUUUUUUUUUCAGUUCAACUGAAAUUUCUUAUUCGUUGUCAAUUCCCCACAUUUCAUACUUUCGUGAAUAGCCCUUGUUUUAUUACAGACUACUCUUUUUAAUAUUUUGUGUUUGAUACAAGAAGAAUUCCAAGUGUAAAUACAUUUGAAGUAAAUAUAAAUUUCCUGUAAGCACCCAUUUGGGUCCCUAUUUUUUAUUUUAUUUUUUAAACUUGCUGUUAUUUAAUGUUUUUGACCUUUGUAUUAAAUCUACUCGGAGCACUUCAUAUUGGAGAGAAAAACGGCCUAGUAAACAAAGCCAGUUCUAAAGUAUAAUUUGAUUCUUUGAAAUAUGCACUGGUUUGCUAUUCUGAAACCUCAAAGACGAACAGCUUUGUGUUUUUAGGUGGUUUUUUUUGUAUUUUCUUAAGUUUUUAUAUAUUUUUUUUUAUACCUGCACAUUUGCCAUUUUAAAUAGCUGAACACACUUUUCUAUAUAAAAUAAACAGAUUUUGAAGUGUAGUGUUUUCGAGUCAACAUUCCUUGCAUUCAUUUAGAAUAGUUGCAUCUGUGUAAAUAAACGUUGAAUGGAAUACAGAAACCUUCGGUGUUUACUUAAUUAACAGCUGUGACAUUUGGCCCCAAAGUCACAGGCCUACAUCUUGGUAGGUGUGAGCAACACAUGUGGUUUGGUUGUGUUUGAGCAAACAUGCUUAGUUUCUUGCUGAACAUAAAGUGCUAAUAGAUUCUGGUAACAUUAAAAUAUUCAUUGAGUGUUUGGACAAAAUCUUCCUUAAUUCCUUUUUACACAAUUAUUUUAACACUUUUCCCUGCUGUGUUUUGUCCUCUUUAAAUUACCCGAACAGUCAAGCUAUAGUUCCUAGUUUACAUCCUUCCCUCCCCCCGUUUUGAAUAUUUAAACAUAAGUACAGUUUUAGCAUUCCCUUGGUAAUAUCCAAAUUCCUGCUUUAAGAAAAAUCCUUUUUAAGGCUUUCAUAACACCUGCAUAUUUCUGGUUAGCUCAACACAGAAAUAUUUUUCUCCAGUUCAGUAAUGUGUAUGCGUGUAUAAUCCGUGUACAAUUUCACUAUACUGUGAAUUGUAUAGAAAUGGCAAGUAAAUGUUACAUGUUAGGCCACAAUUCUACUUAAUUCUAAUUUUUGUGAACAGUCCUGUAUGUGUUUUGAGUGAUACAUUUCAAAAAUAUAUAUAGUUAUUUGCUAAACCAUGAAUUGGCAGGUUUUGACGAAUGAAUUUAUAAUUUUAGUUAAAACAACCUAAAAUAUCUAAUUAUCUAACAACCAGUGUAUGACAGGUCAGAGUUUGCUGAAUAGAAUAAAUUGGCUUUCUAGUGCAUUGUUGCAUUUGGAAUUCCCACCGAUGACUCAAAUUUCAAGAUUCCUCACUUUUUGAGCUCUCCUGAGAUCUGGGCCUUAAUGAUCUAUACACAUAUAUAGGUAUGUACUGUUGGAUACUCUGAAUGUUCCACUUUAGCAGUAUGUGUGUAGAGAGGGGCCACACCACAGUGGACCAAGGUAAAUGUGAAACCUUUGGAAAAUGGUUUUACUUUUAACUGUAGGAUCAUGCCAGGGGACUCCUGACACCAUAACCAGUAUAGUAUACCUUAGUGGUUAUAGUACUUAGAGUACUCCUUUUAAGGAAAAAUUGCCAUCUUUUUAUUUUUUUAAUAUAUUAAUUUUGGAAUGCAUACAUACAAGUAACUAAAGAUCACUCUUCAGUGUGUCUCAUACCUUACACUUGCUCAUAAGAGCAGCCAUCUUUAAAGGGAUUUGGUAAGCACCAUAUCCAAUUACAGCAUAUUGAUGCGACUAUGCAAGGAGUCUGUGGUGCAGGUCCUCCUUUUUUUUGUUUUGUUUUUGAAACUAUUUUUGAGUUUGAGGUUUAAACUGAAACCUGGCUCUUCAGAAUAAUGAAAAAAAAUUUACUUCCCCACUAUUGGACCCAAAAGAUGAAUGCUUCUUACUAGGAAAUAUGCCAUAGUAAAGAUUUAGAAUUUUACCGCACUUACUUUGGACUUCCUUUUCCUUCUGUUCUUAUCAGCAACGAAGGUAUUAUAAACCAUAUAUUGAGUCAGCCAACUUAAUUGAAAUUCCAUAAUGUGAUGACACUUUGUUUGUAAACAAUAUCAAAGCAUUUUUCUUCAUACUUUUUGGACCCACCUUUCUUGUUGUAUUUAAUUUUUACCCUUCUUUAGACGCUAUUUGCAAAUUAUUCUAUCGGGCUCAUAAAUUGGACUGAUUGGUAAAUUAAGUGUUUUUUUGGGGGUGAGGGGUGUGCGUGGUUUUCUUCAUGUUGCACUGUAAACCGUAUGUUUUUUUUAAGUGUUAAAAAUGUCUAAGUCUACUUGAUGUAUAAUAGAAGUUGUUAUGCUUGUGGCUGAAUUGAUAGAUUCCAGAUGGAUGGGGGAUUAAGCUGUGAGUGAAAGUGUCUGGCUCCACUGUGGUGCUCAUGCACAACGGCAUUGGUAACUAAUGUUUAAAUUUCACCCUUUGCAUGCCAGGGCAGUGAGCCAUGAUUUAUACACGUGCCAGAUGUUCAGAAGGGAAGGGGGGGGGGGAAAUCUGCUGGUUUUAGUGCUCUCUAAUUCCGAGAGAAAAAGAACACCCACAUCUUUGGUACAUAACUGAAAGUUGGCUUCCAGUUGUAAGAAAUGUUACUCAAUAGGAAAGUCGAGUAUUCUAUAUAAUUUCUUUUCUUUUUUGGGGGGGUGGGGUCUCUCUCUCUGUGCACCUCAAACCCAAGAUAUUACAAUAAUUGUGGUUUACAGUAGUGCACCUUUUGACUUUAUUUAUUUUGUCUUCUGAAAUAUAUAUUUUUUUCUGCUAAUUGAGCUCUCACCUUUACAGAUGUUAAUGUUGACGCAAAUGAGUGCAGUGUUUAUCUGUGUGUAUCAGUUUGUAAUGCCAUACCUCUCAAGUGUUCCUGUUUAGAAGAGGCAGUCCCUAUAUACGACUAAAAUCCCUCUGUCCCUGAUUUUUAUUCUAAUGUCCCUCUUUUGUUGGAGCUCAGUAUUUUUUGUGAGUCUGAAUUUAUACAAGAGCUCCACAACAAUAAUACUCACAGUAAUGUGUCGUUAAACUACAAUAAAUGUUUAUAGAAAUCAGUGUGUGUAAAUAAGAUACAUCAAUUUUUGUUAGUAAGUUACCUAAAAUUGCUUAGAAGAAUCUUGCUUCUGUCCAACCCCCACUUUUGUAAGUUUUAAAACAUUGGUAGGUUUUAUGGUGUUCCUUAACCUGUUUGGAGACCCUAUUUUUUUAAUUUGUAAGUUCCUUAAAUGUAGCUUUUUUCCGGAACCACAGCAGAUCUUCCUCCAAUGAAGUUAUCAAUCCUGGUGACUUUUUGUCAAACAGAUACUUCUCAUAGAGAAGCAUUGGAUGCACACACCGACACCAUCCACCAUCAGUUAAGUUUGCAUACUGAUUCUGAACAUAAAAUAGAUCCAGUUAUUAAAUAUAUUUGUAAAACAAGCUCUUAGUAACUGUCUGUCGGAAAGAUAGUAGUAGGUGCGAGAAUUGCAAAAUGUAAACAAUGUCAUUUCUCAGAAGGAUCUCUUCAACUUCAUUCAGGUGAAAUAUGCUGCACUCAAGUAAACUAUUUUUAUGUUUUAUUGGGUUUAUGCUGUUUCUAAUGGUCUUUGGCGGUACUUGUGCGUUUUAUUCAUCCGGUGCCCACCCAGUGACAUAAGUGGGACUCGACUGUAAAUGGGGAAAAAACAUGGUCUUCCUUUUGGCAUGAUUUCAGAGUAUGUAGAUGAAGAAGUAGAUAUAUUAUCUUUUAAGAUGUUGCUGGAUUGUUGAAAAGUGUAAUUGCCCUGCAGACCAUGUUUAGAAGAAUCCAGCACAUCUACAAAGUUAUGUAAAACACACCCUUAGUUCCUCUGGAAUGGUUCUGAGUGCUCCAUUGACCUGUAGAUAACAUCACUAUAAAUGUUUAGUGCUUCACAGUGUAGCUGUCAGCACAACUAAUGAAGCAAACAUUGUGCUAUUUGGAAAAAAACUGUAUUUUACCCAGAAAAUGCUCUUAGCAAAUGGUUUUAUCCUAACACAAUAUAUUUUAGAAUAUGUGUUGCUCAUGGUCCCUCGUUCACAGUCUAUUCUAAAAUUACAUUUUAAAUCAGAGCUAUCUUUAUAUUAUUUGCAUCAUCAAUCUUCAUCUGAUCUGUUUAUUUUAAUCUAUAUUUGAGAACUAAUCUAUCUGUAUCUAGUUUAAUCUAUCUAUAAUGGCCAGGUUAUUAUUGUUGCCUGCAGGUCAUGCAUCUAAACAACAUCAUUGUUGGGAACUAAAUGGCUUAAAAUCGGUCCACUCAUUUUCCUUUCUCUCUAUUUAUGCAUGGUCGUAACUAAAGAAAUCCUGUUCUGGAUAUUUUUGGAGGCCGGAGAAAUGAUUGAUAGAUUGUCAUGUUUAUUUGAAAUGCUUAUAUAUUCUACAUUCUUUGGACAAGACUUAAAAGUGCUGCUUUGUAGGACGUGUCAUUCAUGUGCACCUGGUGAUCAUUUAAACAGUAUACAUGCUGGUAGGCAUCACUUUCCAUACUGGCCUGAUGGUGCCAAAUUCGCGAGUGUCUGUAAAAUAGCCAUUUGCCAACUCUAGUGGCAAAAUGACUCCUCCUAACCGUUAUUGGAAUUGAGAGCCAUGUGUGUGUGGAAUAUACCUCCAAUCUGGCACAUCCAACCAAAGCCUGCAUGGAUAAUGUAAGAAUUGCAGUUGAAUUGUGUAAUCUGAAGGAUACAAAGCUGUUAUGAACCAAGAUGUGAUGACUGCUUUGUUAGUGUUCAAUACUGUUCUUGUAAUGCAACGUGUGUAUUGAUUUUUCUCUACGUUAUAUCCUUUUUGUAAAAUGUUGAAUUGCCAAUGGAAUAGAAGUAAAAUAUUUCCUAACUUUACAAAAAAAAAAACAGGGAUCCAGUAUGCCACAGUUUUCCAUUCAUUGUACAGGACGCUAUUUUCUCAAAGUUAUAUGCAGAUUCCUUACACAUUACUAUGAGCAGGGUAUUUAAAUGAACUCUCUAGGCACAAUAAUCACUUUAUAUCACUGACGAUUAUCCUCCUUCUUAGCCAUACCAUUAGCAGCAUAAGUGUAGACACUAUGCUGGAGGCCACACAUUCAGUGCUAAACCAAUUGAAAACUGUUUAACACUAAACAAUGAGAUUAUGUCUGGGAUUCCAGGCACCAUAACUACUUAAAUGGAAUUAAGUGGUUAUGGUGCCUAGAGAGUCCUUUUAAAAUCCUUACAUUAUGCUAUCUUACUAAACCAUUGUAGAAGUGGUUGAACUGUAGAUGUUUUAAGUAAAAGGUCUCUUGCUGGUGUAAUUACUUUCCUAAAAGAUUAUAUAUUGUUUCAGGGCAACAAAUCUGCACAUCUUAACAAUAAAAUAAUUCUGUGGCACAAAUGCAUUCACAUGUAUGUUCUAUUUUGCGUUACAUGUUACAUUUAAUAUAUCUAUUGAAUCAUUUUGUAACAUGCUCGAAAUAGGACAAAUUUAGUCAUGCUUACCGUAAUUUUCUUUUCCUGAAUAUAUUAAUGGGGGCAUAUUGUAAUGCUGCCGUGGAUUAACAAGGAAUAGGGAAAAGUUAGUCAUAUGUGAUUUCCUUUGGUGAUACAUCCAUGGCAGCAUCACAAAAUACCAUGCUGCUAUGGAUUAGACAGCUGAGACAUGAUUUAAAAUACAUUUAAUUUUUAAUGAUAAAUUGUAAAUAUAUUUGCUUUUGUGAUUAAUUAUUUUGGUUCUUUUAAAUUUUAGGGACUUGAGCCAUAAUAAACUAUCUUCGAUCAAAGCCAGCUCCUUGAGUCAUCUCCAUAAUCUCCGUGAACUGUAAGUAUUUCAUUAACAUAUAUGCUGAAUUAUUAUAUAAAAUAUUUAUUAGAAGUAUUGUCUCUGUAUUGUAUUGUAUUGUAUUGUCUCCGGUGUAUUUCUUGUUUUUUUUUUUUUUUAAGAUCUUGGCUAAAUCUCUGUUUUUCUUUAAUUAGACGAUUAAAUCAUAAUCAGCUGAAAAGCAUGCCUGAUCUCGGUCCACUGUCUGCCAAUAUAACUCUCCUGUCAUUGUAAGUAAUUAAUAAUGUAUUGUUUAGUCAAUAAGAUCUCUUAAUGACUUGCCUAUUUGCAUUACGACAUUAUUUGAUAAACUUUGAUCAGUGUUCCCCUCUGUGAUGAUAUGUACUCAUUUUAUUUGUUUCAUGCAUGAUCCUAACACUCCCCAUUGAUUUUUGUGACAUCACCCACUUCCUUCUUGAAAUAUCCCUUCCAUCGCAUAUUUAUACCAUGAAGUCCUACUAAGUGGAAUAUAAAAAGUAAUACUGAGAGAGUUGAAAAAAGACCAAAACAAUUUAAUUGAAAUUUUCAAUUUUUUAAAAUAUUUACCAUAGUAUCCCACCCUCCAUACAUGAAUUAUCAAAAAGUUCAAAGUGAAUUUCCGAUUUUAGAAUAAAACAGAUGAAAUGAAAACUUCUCGAAGUCAGCUAUCAAAUAUAUUCAGUUUCACUAUUUGAAUUUAGAAUUUGAAAUCUACAUGGAACUCCUGCCAAUUCACACUUUAGUAUAAAGGUUUAAGGAUGUUUUCAUCGUUGAUUUGUCAUGAACUAAAUACAGAAUUGCCAAGUUGGGAAGUAUUUUUAAAUUAAUAUGUUUAGCAUGCUUUUUGAAAUUCUGUUUUCAAUUCAUUACUGUUGGGUGUUGAGGGAAUAAACAGAAUAGUUUAAAGCAGUGGUUUCCAAGCCAGUUCUCAAGGCUCCCCUACCAGUCCAGGAUUUAGAGAUUAUUUAGUUGUACCUAAGGUGCUUUUAGAAAAAGAAAAAAAAACACCGUAGACACAACUGGGUAAUCCCUAAAUCCUGGACUGGUAGGGGAGCCUUGAGGACUGGUUUGGGAACCACUGGAUUAAAGAGUAAAUUGCUGAUGCUUUUCGGUCAAGAUGGCCAAAUUGGAAACGUAGCUGGAAGAUUCUUGCAGUACUGAUGUUUAGCAUUAUCACAAACAUUGCAAGGUGAUAUUUGCUCUGUAUUGUCAAGGAAGUCAUUGACUGUAGACUUUGCAGUUUCGUAGCUUUUGUUGUAUAGAUUGUGUCAUCGUUUACAAGGAGGUCUGUAAAUUCUUUGCCAUCCUGUCCUUAGCCUUUCCACUAUGUACAGACAAAAUAACUUUUAGAGCUGAAGGGGAGGAGGGAGCGUUUGAAAACAUGUUGCUCAAGGCUAAUGAGCCAGGUGUAGCUAGCUAGUUAUAUCAGAAUUAUUGUGAAAGGUUUUAUUAUCUUAAAGGGGUACUCCAGAUACCACACAGAUUGAGUGCAGAGUAUAAAAAGUUGGGUAUAAAUGUAAGUCAUUAGGCAUUUAUGAAAUUAUGCUGCAUCCAUAUAUAUUAAAAUCAUAGUUAAGAAUAAGAAGCAAUCCUUGUAUCCAUGUAAGCUUACGGGACCUAAACACAUCAGCUAAUGUGUUUAAUCUUAUUAGCAAAGAAGUGUAGAUAAUAUGCACAUAAAACAAAUUAAACAGCAUAUAAUGCAGAUUUUUUUUUUAAUUUAUCCAAUGAGAGAUUUCAUUUCCAAAUGUUUUUAGAAGUUCAUUUAACUCCAAUCUGUUCAAAUGCACCAAUAAAUGAAUGCAUAUGCGCAUUUCUUAAAAUCAUGGAAAAGGGAAUAGCAAACAAACAACCACUCUAUUAGAUAUAUCUAACCUUUUUUACUCAGUUGAUAAGCCAUGUAGCGGCACUUGGUACAUGCAUCAUUUAGAUAUGGUGAAGAUGUUUAUUUGUUGUUUGAACACACGAUAGAAUCAAAAUGAUCUGACAAACUGUGUCCAUGAUAUGAAUGUUGGUGCCGGGCAUGAUGGCUCUGGCAUCUCUGGAAUGGCAAAACCACUUGGGAUUUCUAAUCAUCACAGUUUCUAGAUGGUCAGAGGAGAGUGGUCUGACUUGUUCAAGCUGUCCGGUCAAAGAUACUCAAAUGAACAUUGUUUAUAACAGUUCUGUGCAAAAAGACCUCUGCAAAUGUAUAGUGUGUCCGACAAACCUUGAAGCAGAAGGACUACAGCGGUGGGGUAGCAUGUCCGUGAAGCUUGCCCUAUUGUCUGUUAAGACAGGAAAAGUGUCUACUGGAUGACUGAAGAUUAAAAGAAUGUUGCUUGAUCUGAUGAAACUCAAUUUUUUUUGCAACAUGCGGAAUUUAGGGUCAGACAUUGGUGCAUACCUGAAGUUGGCCAACUAGGGUUGUGGUGUAAUGGUGUGGGGAAUAUUAUUAUCAAUAAUUACUAUUAUCAAUUGAACAUAACAUGAAUUCUGCAGUGUACCUAAGCAUUGUUGUUGACCAUAGUCAUCGCUUAAGGGGCACACUGACUGAUUUUCAAAUGGAUACUACCAGCUAAUAUGCCGUACAUCACAAAGCACUCAAGAUCGCAAACUUGUUCUGUCAAUAUGCCAGACUUAAGCUUCAAAAGUUUGGACGAGCUUGCUGAUUCCUGGUGUGAUGUUGCAGGACCUUAACAUUUUCUUUUAUUCAAAGCCCACUAUAAAGUUUUCGAUGUCUUUAGAGUUAGAGAAGAAGACUAUUAUAUUAUUAAGACCUUUGGAACGGAUGCAUUACAGCAAAGGUUUCUAAAUAUUUGGUAUCUUAGGUAAUGCUGGAUAUUUUAUUUUGACUAUCGGUAUUCGAAACGCCCAUAGGAGCUACCUCCUUGUCUUUAGACUGUUAUGGGAACAUCCUGAUUUAGAUUUCUUCGUAAGAUUGCAAUGUUGACUUCUUUGAGAACAUUAGAUCAUGCUAAUGUUAUGUAAUAGUGUCCAUUAUCCAUCUAGCUAGGAGAAAAUGCUGUGCUUUAUAAAGAACGCUAUACACAAAGGCAUCACUGUAUCCCUGUCUGAAUUCUAAGUGAGCACUUUCAGGCUCCAAUUUAGAGGGUGUGCAGUACAGGAAAUUGCUGGCCCCAGCUGCAAAAAGCCACACUGCAAAGGAAAGUAUAUCACUAGUUUAAAUUUAUGGCUUUAACACUUUGUAAGUAAUUACUUUCUUAAUAAACCAGCAUUGUGCCCUGUUGUUUAACUCAAUUUUAAGUAAAUUACACCUGUAAUAUUCAUAGCAGAAUGCCUGUUUUCUUUGUUGCAAUCUGUUAAAUCCUUCAUGUAGCUUUAAUUUUUUGCAUACCUCAACACCUCGUACGAACUCCUGCCUCACAGUCAUUUUAUGAAGUUUAGACAUUUUGCUCUACUAUGUUUUUAAAAGUCAAAAUAUGCAUUUUUGCUUACUUUUCAACAGCAAUGUUGUUAAGGUUUGCAGUUUGAAACUGCUUGCUUUGGCGCUCUUUUGGCAAAAUUAGAUUAGCAUAGAGCUUAUAUGAAUUUUGUUUAAUCGUUCGGCUUCAUGCUUUACGGUGAUUUACUAAAAAUGCAUCCAUUUAGGUGUGCGAAUAAAUUGCAGCUUAAUAUUUAAGUAAAAAGGGUAAUACUUGUGGUCCAAUGAUGUAUAUAAACUCCAAAAUGUUUAUGUUCAUCUUGACUCUUUGCACAUUGAUUAUAAUUAAACUGUUUUUGUUAUUAUCAUUCUUUUUAAUUUGACUUUAUAUCUGCAUUCUCACACACAAACAUUUAACUGACUUUUAUUUAUUUAUUUUAGAACCAACAACAAGAUUAGUACCAUUUUGCCAGAGCAUUUGACAUCUUAUCAGUCUUUGGAAACAUUGGACUUGAGUUAUAAUCUUAUAACAGAACUUAAAACGGCAUCAUUCCCUAAACUUCAGCUCAAAUACCUGUGAGUACUUCCUAUCGAAAUAAUGUGACGGAUCCAUUAUGCAGUGGAGGGAUGGACUAUUUUGAUGGUGUUGCAAUGCAUUUUCUUACUAUAGAAAACACUUUUUUCCCAAUCAGGUAUAUCAAUGGAAAUCAAAUAAAAUUAAUGGAGUCUGGGGCUUUUGACAAUUUAUCUACCACGUUACAAGUGUUGAAGCUUAAUAAGAACCGUAUCAGCCACAUUCCUUUGAAAAUGUUCAAGUUGUCUAAUUUGCAGCAUUUGUAAGUACAUUUUGCGUUAUUAUUCACCUUUAUUUUUAACCUUAAAGAUUCAACUAACACGGAUUGAGUCUAAUUUUAAAUCUUGAUGAAAGUAUAAAUAAUUAAUGUGUGCAUAAUUUCAGUCUCUACUGUAUUAUAGUAUCACUGGCAUAUAUCUUUAUGUAACUUCUAGGUUUGCUAGAUAAUGUUGUCAUGAUUAUACUGCUCAGGACAGCUAUCGGAAUUUUUGAGGCCCCUUAACAGUCCUCAUGCAUCUCUCCUGUUUCCAUAUACAAUUACCAUUAUUUAUAUAGGGCCAACAUAUUCAGCAGCGCUGUACAAUACGAAACAAGAAAAACAUUUAAUUCUAACAAAACAUACAGGAACAGUAGUUGAAGAGGGUCCUUCCCAAAUGAGCUCCCAAACUGAAGGGUUUUCCAAAUCUGUCCAGAGUAUUUUUCCCCCUCUAUGUAAUUCCAUAUUCCAUUUCUCUUUUAUUAACCUGCUUUUUGUCAUAAUUUUUUUUGUUAAACAGAGAGCUAAAUCGUAAUCGGCUGCGAUCUAUUGACGGGCUCGUUUUUCAAGGCCUCAAUGCUUUAAAAACCUUGAGUAUUCAGAAGAAUCGAAUCACAAGACUUAUGGAUGGAGCAUUCUUUGAUUUGGAUAAAAUGGAAAUACUGUAAGUACCUACAAGAAUUAUACUUGAGUGUUACAAUGUAAAAUUCACUAACCCAUCUGUAACAUAAACUCCCAGAAAUAUACUUAUAGUACCAUUUAUAUUAAAGGAUACCCCAAGCACCAUGUCAUUCCAGCUUAUUGCAGUUGUUAUGGUGCAGAUAGUUUGAUGUGGAGUCCCUCAAUUUUUUUGAUAAGCCAUUUGAGCGCUUUGACAAACACUGUGACUCUACAAGCACCCAUUGCCACUAAUUUUAUUUUGCUCAGACGUUUUCAUUCUACACUAUCUGUACAAAUUAAUUCAAGCUUUGCUGACAUUGAUUCGUUGUGAUUGCUGGGAUUGGCUUAGCCUCCCGUUGCUCUCUUGGUCACCAAUUACAUUAUACAAAACAGAUUUUAUUAGAUAUUACAAUGUCAACCACGGGCCAAUACAAGAAGUGAAAUCAUUAUCUACGAAAAAAAGAAUGAGCAUUUCAAUUAAUUUAUUGCAAAAUUCAUAUUUCCAUAUUAUACCAUCAAAAAGACACUUUUUGUUUUUUUGAAGGAACACUUCAGGCACCAUAUCAAUUUAUUCAAAAUAAAGUUGUUAUGAUGCCAGAAUAUCUCUAAUCAUGUCUUACCUUUAAGGGAUGAUUCAUUCACCACCAGUUUGACCCAAAGUAUCUUCUCCAGCAGCGGAUCGCUCUGCCCCGGCAAAAUAUGCUUGCUAAAAAGCUUUAGAAUGUGGAAUAUUAAUGGCUUUAGGAAAAAAACUUACAUUUGUCAAGCUGUUUUGCGAAUGGGGAGCCACUGACUGGCUGAGAACAUCACCUGACCUCUCUAAGCCAAUCAGCAGAGCCCUUGCCCAUUGAAAUUCUAGAUUUUCAUUUAGAAGCUUUUCAGCAAGUGGAUGUUGGAAGGGGCAGAGCAAUCCGGUGCUGAAGAGGAGACUUUGAGAUUAACUCAUCUGUGAAUGGUUUAACCACUAAAGGUAAACUAGCUCCAGGAACUUCCUGGCACCAUAACAACUUAAUUUAAAUGACAUUGUUAUUGUGCCCAGAGGGUCCAUUUAAGCUAUGUUUGAUGUACAUUUGUUUUCUUUUUUUCCUGCAGUUUAAAAGAUUUGUUUGUGAAGAUGUUUGGAUGCUUCCAAAUGGAAUUUAUAGUUUUGUUGUUUUUUUUGAGUGACAUUUAUAUAUUCCCUUCUUUUUUUUUCUCUGCAGGCAGCUGGACCAUAACAAUCUCACAGAAAUUAGCAAAGGGUGGUUGUAUGGUUUGCAUAUGUUACAGCACCUCCAUCUAAGCCAGAAUGCCAUCAGCAAGAUCAGCCCUGAUGCCUGGGAGUUUUGCCAGAAACUUAGUGAGCUGUAAGAUGCUUUUAUUUAGUUCCAGGCUUAGUAUGGGUUUCAUGCCAAAACAUGACUUUCUUACCAUAGUUUUAUACAUUUUUCAUAACAUAGUUACCACGGCUAUUUGUUUUUUUCUGAGUCAUACUUUGUUGUAAAUUGUUUCUUAUUUUAGUACGUGUUUCUUCUUUUUAGAAGAAAAAUCAUUUAAAAGAACAAAACCGCUGGCGUUUCUUUUGUCACUAAGCCAUCGUCUUAAAACAUUUAGUGUUUCUAUUUGAUUUUGAAAAACAAACUUUUGUUUUAGCAAUAUAUAUAUAUUUUUUUUUAUUUUUUUUUAAUAUUGCAUGUACCAAUGUUUCUCGUUUCUUGUUCUAGAGAUUUAUCCUUCAAUCAAUUGACAAGAUUAGAAGAGUCAGGCUUUAUGGGAUUAAAUCUGCUUGGUCGGCUAUUUAUAGGACACAACCAAAUCAGUUACAUUGCUGAUGGAGCUUUUAACGGACUGUCCAGUUUGAACACCUUGUAAGUUCUAUCCAAUAAAUUUUUUUUUCCAUAUUCCAAUAUCUGGCUUUUAAAAAUCUACUUUCGGAUUAACGGUUUUGUACUCACCUAUUAGAAGUAAUGAGAGUGUCUGAGAUUCAUGUGAUUGACAUGUAAUGGCAAUGGUGAUUAUUAUUAAAUAUUUUUGGCAAUAGAUGUGACGUUUAUGAUAUUGAAACUUAAAAGUAACUAAAUGAAGAAGGUAAUUUUGCCUUCUUGUGGUAACCCCAGGAUGGAUAUUUUUCAAACCAGUCUGAGAUCUAGCAAACUGCAUAUUCAAGCCUGUCUCACAUCUAGUCCAACUUUUUGAAAAUUAAUUUUUAUUAUUAAUGUUAUUGUUAUUUUAAAAAAAUAUUUUUAAUAUAUAUUUUUAAUAUUUUGUGGAAUAGUUCAUGCUUCAAUGCUGCAAUGUGUAUUUCCAAGUAAAGACUUUGUGUAAAAAAUUUUUUUAAAUAAAUAAAUAGAAAAAAACACUGUCCGUAAAGAAAGCGUUUUGUCUGGUAGUGAAAUAAAUAUGUUUGGUACAGUGGAUGUAAAAGCACUAAAGCCAUCAAAACAUUGGAGGAGUUCAGCAUUGUUCCACAUUUUUAAUAGAUUAGCAUAAUCCUGCCAAUUGCAAGUAGGAAUUCUAGUGUAGUAGGAAACAGAGAUUGCAUGACCCUGUAAAUGUAUUUUUGUUGCGCUUGCUGUAAAUGUCUUUGAUCUUAUACGGCAAAUAACAAAGACAACCAUCCCAACAAAUUAAUUUAUUAGCCUUCGAACCAAAUCUUUCCAAUUCAUUGUGGUGAAAAGUCCAUUCUAAAGCAAUUAUUUCUGGUCAUACAUUUCUUUAUGUCCAGGAUAGUGUUAUCAGCGUUAAAGACUGGGGGAGGGAUGUUAUGGUUAAUAAAAGUACUAAAGACAUGCAAAAUAAAACACAUUGUUCUCUAAAGCUUACUCUAGCAUGUCUAUUGUCAUGUAUACUCGUUCAUUAAAGGGCAGAUACAAAUGUGAGUGUUAGGAAUUGGUAUCAUGGCCCGAGGUUAUGCAAGCAUACAUUUUACUCGAAAGCAAAAAAAAAAGUAAAUAAUAAAAAAAUAAAAUAUAUAUGAUGCAUGGCUUGUUUUAAAGUAUGCUUUCAUAAUAUCCAUCCAUGAUACCAAACCCUAGACACAAAGGAGGGACUGCACUUUUGUUAAAAUGUAAUUUCCGCUGUAGGGAGGUAGUCUAGAAUGCUGGAAUGGUGACACUCAAAAAAAAAACUAAUUCCUAACACUCACUCUUGUAAUUGUAAUUGUGUGUGCGUAUUGUGAGUAUGUGAGUAUGUAGUAAGUUUCCUAAAUAAUAUCAUCUUGUUGAUUUAUUUUCUGUGUAUAUUCAAUAUAUAUGUCCAUUUGUUUUUACAGGGAUCUUAAAAGUAAUGAAAUUUCGUGGACUAUCGAAGAUAUGAACGGGGCAUUUUCUGGACUAGAAAACCUUAAAAAGCUGUAAGUAGAUCCAUUAUCAAUAUAAUUAAUUAUAAAAGAACAAAAGAAAGCAUACAAACAAAUGCAUUCUUACCCCAUGGAUUUUCUGGAUAUUUUUCAUUGUUUUUGUCGGUUUUGUAGACUAUGCAGAGUGAUCAAAUGAUCUGUAAUAUUUUUUUGUUAACUCACUGUUUUUGCAUUCAGAACAACCACACCGUUUUAAAUGUUAAUGUUCAGCUUUAAGUGCAUGUGUAGUUAUUUCUUUAAUGUUCUUCUUUUUAAGGACGCUGCAGAGUAACAGAAUUAGGUCGAUUACCAUAAAGGCAUUUUCUUGGUUGGAUUCACUUGAGUACUUGUAAGUAAUUGAUUUAGUCUAGUAUUGUAACUGUUAAUACUGGCAUUGUGUGUAGCAUGCCACUACACUUUCAAAAUUAAAUUACACUGACUUUUAAAAACUGUUUUGAACUCACAUUCAAUAAUGUCAUUUUUAAAUUAUUUUAGUCACAUUUUCUUUAAAAACCUUAUACUCUGUGUUUAAAGGAACAUUGAAUCAAUGCAUCUCUAUGAGAAAAGUUCAGUGUCUGCAUGCGGAGGGUGGAGACACUGAAUGGCAGUACUGCGCAGUGUGCAGCACUGCCCCAGGAAGCACCUCUAGCAGCCAUCUGAGGAGUGGCCACUGGAGUUAUCACUAGGCUGUAAUUAAAACACUGCAUUUUACUGCAAAAAGCCUGAAGGGAAUGAUUCUACUCACCAGAACAAAUACAAUAAGCUGUAGUUGUUCUGGUGACUAUAGUGUCCAUUUAAAGUUGACCAGUUCAUUUUACACCAUUUCUGAACUUAGGAACAGGUUAGCUCGUCACAGUUGUAAAGCAGCUAGAAAGUCAUUCUAAAGAGAUGGUUGUAUAUAAAUGCAUUGAAGUCUUCCCUCCAAAAUGUCCAAAUUUGUAUUUAAUGCUUUUGGCAACUGAGGAAAAAAAGGCCUUUCAGAGAGAUCCCUUUCAAACUUUUGCAUGUGUAUCUUUUUCUUUCUAUCGAUAGGAGGAUAAAAUAUAUUGUAAUUAUUAUAAUUUGUGAAACAAUUGGAGGUUGUAUUAAUAUAUCAAUCUGUGUGUGUGUACAAUUCAUGACUGUUUCAUUUUAUAGCAGUUGUCAUGAUAACAAGUAGAAUACUGAGAUACUUUGUUUUUGUUUUGUUUUUUAAACACAAUACUAUUUAAUGGUGAUAGUAUAACUCUUAAUUAAAUUCCUGUUUCCUUCAAGUUCGUGGACAACUAAUCUAAACAGAGUUAUUAUGUCCUUAGUAUCACUAAUAUGAAUAUUUGCUCUGUGGUUUUUUUCACAGAGACUUGAGUAACAAUGCAAUUGUGUCAAUGCAGGAUAAUGCAUUUUCCCAAAUGAAGAAGCUUCAUCAAGUGUAAGUAGACCUUCUAGCAAUGUGUAUAUCUUCUAAAUAAUCUAUUUCAAGAUAUGUCCCUCACCUGUCAAUCAUUUUUUAAGCUUAGACCUCUAUGCUCAUAACUGUUUGACUGGGGAGAUCAGGAGAACCCUCCUAUAGCAGAUUUACCUGUUCUCCAGCACAGUAUUUAGAGAAACAUGUGGUGUAGUUACUGUGCUAGUUACUGGUUAGUACUGCUUGUGCUGGAUAGGAAGUAACUGAUGUCACUUUGUUCAGUGGUCUAUGCACUGACAAUGAAUCUUGCAUGUAGACAUUACAAGGAAGGUUGCAAUGCAGGAUUAAGCACAUGGUAAGGGAGUUGGAGAUUGAAAAUACCUUGAUUAAGGGUGUUAUGUAAGGCACAACCCACAAAUCAUGGCCAGAGCAAGGGUAAAUUGUUAUCAUUGCUUAAAAUUGUCAAUUGAAUAUAUAAAUUAUUUAUGAUUAAAUUUAAUGAAUAAUUAAAAAAACGUUUACUAUGUGAGGAUUCAGUUAAAGUCCACCUGUCGUUCAUAUUGAUAUGAUUUAUAAUCAGUAGGGCAACAGCUAGCUCCUAUUUUUAUAGAUGAACAAUUUUAUUGUGGUGCAUACAGCUACCAUUGAUUUGUAUGGAAAAAGUGUUGCUUUUUGUCACAUUUUGCUUACAAUAUUAUUCCUUAAAGGACCACUAUAGUCACCCAGACCACUUCAGCUCAAUGAAAGGGUCUGGGGGCCACGUCCCUCGGGUUUUAACCCUUCAGAUGUAAACAUAGCUGUUUCUGAGAAACUGCUAUGUUUACACUGAGGGUUAAUCCAGCCUCUAGUGGCUGUCUUCCUGACAGCCGCUAGAGGCGCUUUUGCAAGGCUGAAUGCAAAAAUCGCGUUCAGCGUGCAAGACGUCCAUAGGAAAGCAUUGAGAAAUGCUUUCCUAUAGGGGUUUUUAAUGUGCGUGUGGCUCUGACCACUCCACUCAGGAGCUGACGUCGGCACUGAAUUAAAGUAAGUAACUAAAGGGGUUUUAACCCCUUCAGCACCAAGGGAGGGGGGCCCUAAGGGUGGGGGGGGCCUAAGGGUUAUAUAGUGUCAGGAAAACAAGUUUGUUUUCCUGACGCUAUAGUGAUCCUUUAACUACAUUUGGUAAAUUUUAAAUUAUUUUAAAAUGUACUUAUUGAUUUGACUCUGUAAAAAUAGUUUUGCAUAUGUCUGAAUUUAAGUCUUGGUUAUUAAUCAUAUUUUUAUUUUUAUCUUAUUUUACAGACACUUAAAUACUUCCAGUCUGUUAUGCGAUUGUCACUUGCAAUGGCUGCCUCGGUGGUUAGCAGAAAAUAAUUAUAAGACUUAUGUGAACGCAAGCUGUGCGCACCCACAGAUUCUAAAAGGCAGAAACAUCUUCAUGGUUAACCCCGAGGGGUUUGUGUGCGGUGAGUUCGGUAACAUUCUGCUUAAGGCUUGUUUUAAUGUUAAUGUAAAAAAAAAAAAACUUAGCCCACGCAUAACACAUUUUUUUUUUUAACGCAACUGUUUCACAUGAAAUUAAAGGGACACCAUAGGCAUCAAAACAACAUUAGCAUAAUAAAGCAGUGUUUGUGUAUAUACCAGGCCCUCCAGUCUCACUGAUCAAUUCUCUGUCUUUAAGGAGUCAAAUCACUUUUGUUUCUGUUUAUGCAGCCCUAGUCAUGCCUCCCCUGGCUGUGGCUGAUAUAGCCUGCAUGAAAAUUUUUUUAAUUUUUUUUAAAAGAUGUUAAAUUGCUUAAAAAGUUUUUAAGUCCUGCUCUGUAAAUGUAAUUUUCAUCUCAUCGCAUACUGGAGGUUCCUGCAAGGUCUAGGAGGCUAUUAACAGAGAAGGAGAUAAAAUAUAUUCUAGAUUAGGCCGACCGUGCAAUACAGUAACCCAUUGUAUCAAGGUUAUGUUACAGGAAGUUUUUAGGAAGGCUGUGCAAGUCACAUGCAGGGAGGUGUGACUAGGGCUGUAUAAACAAAUUAUUUUAACCCCUUAAGGACACAUGACAUGUGUGACAUGUCAUGAUUCCCUUUUAUUCCAGAAGUUUGGUCCUUAAGGGGUUAAGUCGUAAAUGACAGAGAAUUGAACAGGGAAAUUGCAAAGCCAUGAUCUAUACACCAACACUGCUUCAUUAGGCUCAAGUUGUUUUGGUGCCUAUAUUGUCCUUUUAAUAAAUACUGCUUCAUGUGAAAGAUUUGAUUUAUUUAACUCAGGUGCUGCUGUGAUUGCUUACAAUCUCUUGAAAAAAAUGUAUACAGUUACUUUUGAUGUUACACGAAAUGUAUUAUGGUUAUAGAGAUACUACAUUUGAGAGUUAAACCACUCCUCAAUGUGGAUAUACUCUAUGAAGAAAAAAAAUAAACCUAAAAAUAUAUAUUACAGUUUAUGCGUUGCUGUCUAAUUGGGAUUGGAUGAAAACUCUCAGCCAAUCCCAGUCUUCCCACUAAUUUCAAUGGGAGUGUUGCAAGACUCAUUAACUCUUGAUGUGCAGUUUGAGUAUUUGGGAUAUACAUCAAGGACCAAACCGUACCUUCUAUAGAUCAGUACAGAAAAUGCCAUUCUAGCUGCCAAUUCAUGUAAAUAUAAAAUAAAAACUACUGUUGGAAUUUGGCAGGAGCUCAUGAUGUCCACUUAUAAUGUCCACUUAAGAAUACCAUUGUUAAGUGGAAUCUGAGUCCACAUUGGCUUUCUUCCCCAUGGAUUUUAUCUUAAAUAUCUUAAAUCACAGAACAUUUUGAUUAUUCUGAUUUCUUUGUUGUCCACACUGUGAAAAUACUUCUUGAUUUGUAUUUUAUUUAUGUCUUAUUUUCAUCUUUUCAUCCAUCAAAAUGAUUUGUAAUGUGUAUUCAUUUUUUUUUAUUUUUCAAUAUAGAUGACUUUCCUAAACCACAGAUCAUUGCCCAACCAGAAACUCAGUCUGCACUUAAAGGCUCCAACGUGAGUUUUAUAUGCUCAGCCGCAAGCAGUAGUGACUCUCCUUUGACUUUUGCAUGGAAAAGGGACAAUGAACCCCUGAACAAUGCAGAAAUCGAAAACUACGCUCAUGUGCGGAAUGAAGGUCAGGAGUUGAUGGAGUACACAACCAUAUUGAGACUUCAGAAUGUGGAGUUUAACAGUGAAGGAAAAUAUCAAUGCGUUGUUUCCAAUGACUUUGGUACUACAUACUCCGUCAAAGCCAAGCUUACAGUCAAUAGUAUGUAUUCUUUUAUUCCCUAUUUUACUUUUCUGCUUACGUUUUUUUAGUUACAUAGGCUGAAAAGAGACAUGUGUCCAUUAAGUUCAGCCUUCCCCAUUUGUUUUUUUGCUGUUGAUCCAAAAGAAGGGAAAAAACCCAGUUUGAAGCACUUCCAAUAUUGUACAAACUAGGGGAAAAAAGAUUAAUCCUUGGAUCAAGAAGCAUUUACUCUACAUUAAAAAAUUAUAUCCUUGAGUUAAAUAUACUCUAACAGGUUUAAAUGAGUACCUAUGACAUCAACUAGCUGCUAGAGUAAAAGGAUAUAUAUCCCAAAUGUCCACUAUCCAGCAGACCCAGUUUGUAUUAUUUUACUUUUGGUUUUUGUACCCUAACCCCACAAAUGUCCAGUUUCUGUGGAAACCAGCUAAAAGAUUCUGUAAUGAAGUUCUUGCAUCUGGCAGAGGUGUUUCUGAACAUAUGAAAGCACGUCAGCAGUAUAAAUACAUGACAGCACUGCAGGGCAGACUAGUUAAUCUACUUGUGAUCCCAACACCAGCCUUUCCCCUUUACCAGCAUCAGUGGUACAAAUGGUGUCAUUAGCAUGUGCCCACUCCAGUUUCCCAUCUACCAUCUUGACUUUAUAACGCCCCAGUGUUGAUAGGUGUUGACAGGUGUUCCAUGUGUCUCUAGGAAAAAUGAGAGAACCCUUUUUUUUAUAUUAAUUGUUAAUAGUAAUAUUUGUCUAUUAUAAUGAAAUUGUGAGUCAAUUACUCACCUGUUUACACACAUUUCUUUAAAUUAUUUUCAGUGCUUCCUUCAUUCAUAAGCAUUCCAACAGACCUAUCCAUCCGUGCGGGCUCAACAGCAAGAUUAGAGUGUGAUGCAAUUGGUCAUCCAUCACCAGAAAUCGCCUGGCAGAAAAAUGGCGGCACAGAUUUUCCAGCAGCUCGCGAGCGUCGAAUGCAUGUAAUGCCAGAUGAUGAUGUGUUUUUUAUGGUAAAUGUGAAAAUGGAAGACUCUGGGAUUUACAGCUGUACUGCUCAGAACAGCGCUGGAAGCAUUUCAACCAAUAUUACAUUAACCGUAUUAGGUGAGAAUUUUCAUUUUAUCAUAUUGCCUUUCUAAAUGUCCCAUUUUGCUUGUAUGUAGGGUUAGUGCUUGAACUGGAUUAAUGUUGUGUGUGUGUGUUAUCAAUUUUGAUAUUCCCUUAGAUGUGCCCAUGAUCUACCCAUCCUCUCCUGCUUGUGCAAUGUAUAUCUGGAGAGGGGCUGAGUAGGCAGAAACUAUGCAAUUCUGUCUCCCUUGCUCUUCGACCUGCUUAUCAUUUACAAGAGAGAGAUUGCAAUAAAUGGUUAUCUGCCUCUUGUUAGUGGAACACCCACAAUAUGCAUAUCUCAGUGCUGCCUUAAGAUCAGAGCAACUGUAACCCUAGAACAAGCCAGCAUAAAUAACAAAGAUACUUAAAAGUGAAACAUAAAUUAAGCAAAAAAAUUGCUAUCUUGUGGUUUAUUAUGACUUCUCCAGAACUCUUCAGAGGCAUUGUUUUCCCAUAAUACACAAGGCACUGUCCUGUCAACAUUACUGCAUUCUGAUAGAUUUAAGGAAAUAAUUCAUAUCUUUUUAACCCGCUCAAUAUUUCCCACUUGCAAUGCAAACUUUAUUUGGUGUGUAUGCAAAAGCUGUAUUGUACAAUGUCUGUUAGAAAGGUAAUGUAAUAUGUUAUAUGUUUUGUUUUUUUUCAUGUUCCAGAAACACCAUCCUUUAUGCGACCCUUAGUUGACCAAACUGUAUCGAAGGGGGGAAAUGCCGUUUUACAAUGCAUUGCUAAUGGAAGCCCAGCACCCAAAGUGACCUGGAUAAAGGAUGAUAAACCGUUAGUUGUAACAGAGAGGCAUUUCUUCGCUGCCGGAGACAAAAUUCUUGUCAUCGUGGAUACAGACUUCGAAGAUGCCGGAAAAUAUACAUGUGAACUGUCUAAUGUGCUUGGAACGGAAAGAGGCAACAUUAAUCUUUCUGUCAUUCCAAAUAUAACAUGUUAUUCUACUACAAUUGCCACAAAGUUAGAGGAUGGUGGAUGGGGCACUGUUGGCAUUGUGAUCAUAGUAGUGGUUUGCUGUGUGGUGGGAACCUCCCUUGUGUGGGUGGCCAUAAUAUACCACACAAGGAGAAAAAACGAGGAUUGCAGUGUUACAAACACAGGUGGGUGAGCUGGAAGUUUGCUAAAUAAUAAUGUUACUAUGUGUACUGACAUGUGUUAUGGGUUUUGUGUGUUUAUAUGUAUAUAUUUAUAUACCACCAACCUAUUCUGCUAAGAUAUUUAUACAUAUUUAUUUCUACAGUAAUUAGACCUACAGUCAACCAUUAAAAGCUAAUUUUGUGUCAUCUUGACCUAAUUUUGUAAUUACAUUUUUAUUCUUGCAGAUGAGACCAACUUGCCAGAUACUCCAAGUUAUUUGUCUUCUCAGGGAACACUGGCUGAAAGGCAAGAUGGCUAUGUGUCUUCUGAAAAUGGAAACCACCAUUUUGCAACAUCUCUGAGUGGUUAUUAUCUACAGCAAAGAAAUAGCAAUGGUAUACAGUGUUUUGGUUUUUACUACAGCUAGUACUUAUGCUAUUGUUUCAUUUAGGCAUCUAGCAUUUUAAAUAAUUUAUGUGUGUGUGUAUACAUAAACACAUUUGAAAAGUGAGGACCUCACCCCCUAAAAACAUAAUAAAUAUCAUGUAAUCAGAAGAUGAAGUAUGAAAUGUGGAACAGAUCACUGGCAGGUGUUAACUGGUCUUUUCUGGGGUUUUUUGCAGCUUAAAAUAAAAAAAUAAAAGAAUAGACUAAAAUGUUAUUGAGCAUUUAAGAACACUUUUAAGUGUAUAUACGGCUGCAUCUAAAAUGUCAAACCGUCGAUCACUUUCAUAACAUUUUUUUUAUCAAUGUGUUUGUAGGGAUCUGCCAUUUUGAUAAUGGGAGCGAGGCUGACUUGGACGCUGCUAUAGAUCCCUUACUGUUUCACUACUUAGGGGCACCUGGUUCGCUGUUCUUAAAAGGGAAUGCUUAUGAUUCUGAUUCAUGUGACGUUUAUCAUUCAGGUAUGUUAACAAACAUUUUCCUAAAUGUGUUUUGACCUAUUUUGGCUUUGUUUUAUAAACGUUUUAUUUGACUAUAUUAUUUUCUAUUUUUAAAGGUUAUAAUGUGGAUCAAAGGGCUGCAAGCAGUAACGCUUAUGAAUCAGAAUAUUUAAAACAGAAAGCCUGUGGAACAUAUGCAGAGCAGAGAGAAGAUUCUUUUAGCAAAAAUAAAUGUAGUCCAGAAACCUUUAUCGAUGGACUUGACACAGUCUACAAUCAAAAUGAAGAUCAUGGAAAUGAAAUCAGUCCAAAUCAUGAUCCAUGUGGCCUAAAAACAAACUCAGAGCAGUCAAACGCAGCGUCAUGUAGUUCGUAUAUGGGUAGGUCUUUCUAUUAAGUUACAAUGUAUCACUAAUACUUAAGAGCAGUUAGAUCUGUUUAACCCCCUUAAGGACACAACUUCAGAAAUAACAGGGAAUCAUGACGGAAUAUUUCCGUCAUGUGUCCUUAAGGAGCUAACAUACCCCAAACUUAUUGUUAGCACCUAAUGAGAACUUAUAUUGAACUAUGGGCCCAUUCCCAAUUCAUUGCUUAUGUUACAUUUAGCACCCUAUGUUUUGUGUCCUACAAACUUUACCCAUAUCUUUGGUGUAGAAGUUGGAAGACAAUAGUUCGCACUCUAUUCUUUAGAAAAUACCAGUGACAAUCUUCUAUUUCCAUUAAGGGACACAUUACAUUGAAUUUCAUAGUUUUUUUUGUUGUUUGUAUUUGUUUUACCCCAUAUGUAAGCUUUUUUGUGUUGCUAUCCAUGCAAAUGUUAUACUUAUGUUCCGUAUCUUUUAUAAAUGACACCCUUUCCGUAUAUUUGCAACACUGUAAUGUAAAGUUGCAACAUGAUUGAUAAUGGCACUUUAACAAUUAACAUGCCCUGUUCCAAUAACAAAAUAUUAAUAAUUUUAAAUUAGUCAAACGAUGAUGAAAGCCAACUAAUCACUUUUAUUAUGUGUUCCUGGAAUAUGAUCCUUUACAUAUACAUAUUUAUUUGCAUUUCUUCAUCGACUCACUUGUUUAUAUAGAGGGCGUCAUACUUCCAAAAAGUUAGAACAGAAUUUGAGAUUUUUUACUUUAUAAUUACCAAUUGACUGUGUCCCAUUCCAGUGUUUAUAUAUGGCUUUAGACUGUGUUUGACUUCUACAUCCUGCGUUCUCAUAUUUCGCCUAUUUAUUCCUUGUUAUUCUAAGGGUAAUGAGGUUUGUACUGGAAAAAAGGCUUAGAAAAUAAGGCUGAAUUUAAGUAUUUUCAUUGUUUGUUGUAGCAAAGGAUCAUAGACAAAUAUAUUAAUUCUAAUCGAUUGUAUGGUAAAUGGGAACCAUGCCGUUUGAGUGUGCAUUAAGCUAAAUAUAUAGAGCUAUGGCACGCCAUACUUGAUGGGAGUUUGUACACCUACACCAAGGAUGUGGAGUAAAAUACAUUUUAGAAAAAAAAUAGCUGAGUUGGAAAAAUGGCAAAUUUGAAAAUAUAUUGAAUAUUUCCGCCCAAAAAAACAAAAUCCCUUUUGAACUGUUCUGCACAAUUCUCCGUUUUGUAAAUAUACCAACCUCAAUAUGUUGCCACUUUGGAUACAUUUAUCAAAGUAUUGUGUUCUGAAAAGUAGGGUAACGUUUUCAAGUUGUGUAACUCCUAGUGAAAUAUUCCCGCUCAUUGUUACACUGCUACUUAAAUCUCCUCCAUUUUCAAAUUGUGAUACUUUUCUAUAUCUCCAUUGAUGCAGACUUCAGCUUGCGGAUCAUUAAUGCAUUUUGUUCUUUUACUUCACUUUUAAAUAUCUCUCGAUACUAAUGGACUCUAUUAAGUAUAUGCAUAUAAUGACUGUAAUGCCCCAGCUGUUACAUUCUAACAUUCUCAGCCAGCAAAUGACUGAAAUUUUAGGAGAGGCUGAUGCACAGUGACUUUUUGAAUUUUUAAAGGAACACUCCAAACACUAUAAUCACUACAGUGGUUGUGGUGCCAUUAGUGUCUUGACACCCUUUCAGCAUAAGUGAUCAAUUUGGAAAUGCAUGGACAAUUUACCAGGGGUCCAUUGCUUACAAUGUCCUGUAGAAGUGGAAGAUGCUGCUAGGGGCUUCCAUUUUUUCCCCUGAGCUAAUCUCUGCCUUGCAGGUCCCUGUUCAUUGACUGAGAGCAUCAGCUAAGUGCUCUAGCCAAUGAGCUAAGCCACCUGGCUAGCUCAUUGUAAAAAACAUCCAGCUCCACAAGGGGGAUGUAGUAUGUAGAAUGUUAAAGCAUUCACAAAUAGAUUUACUACUUCCUCUGGGAGGGCACCAGGGCACAGUUGGCAUCAUACCCACCAUAGAGGGCUGUAGUGGUUAUGGUGCUCAGAGUAUUCCUUGAGCAAGGUAAAAUUAAAAAUGUGUAAUAAUGUGAUAAAUUAGCUUGUUUAAGUAUCUGCAGACAGGUUGAAAAAAUUUAGUCUUCAUUAUUUGUAUUUUUUUUUGUUUUUAGGAACAUUUGGAAAGCCAUUGUGGAGGCCUCGUCUUGAUUCCUUUCCCGGACAUGUGCAACGAACAGUCCAUCAGUUGCCAUCUCACAAUGAUCCUAGUUCUUUACUGAGUAUUCAACCUGGGACAGGGAAUAAAGAGGACCAAAUAAAAGUACUUCCAGAUGAAACUGGAAUAUUAUUGCACAAACAGCCUUCUGAUAAUUAUAGGACUACUGUAUAUAACUGCUACGAAAUGGACACCUAGCAAUCUCACAGUAGCUACUUUUUGUUAUGCCAAAGAAUUUACUUGACCUUCUACCUCAGCUUUGGACCUUAACCAGAAGAGUGCAUUUCAUACCUUUCAUGUGUUCCACUUUAGACUGGACAAUAUGCAAUACAGCUACGAAUGAGCAUCAAAAUAACCAAAAUGGACAAAGUUCUCAAAAUGGGGAAUAAUGUUUGUAUUACACUUUUUAAAUGUUUAAAAUUGCUUUAGUACUUUUAUAUAUGCAAAUGAGAAUUGCAUGUUAUUUAAAAAAAAAUGUAAAUAUUGAUAUAAAUAUUUUUGUAUUUUUUAUAUUGUUACAUUUUUCUAUGAAAAAUGUGUAUUCUAUUCCAAAUAGCCGAACCCCAUUAUUGCCAUGACUAUCGGCAUUGUUUGCACAAUAAAUGGAAUAAAUGCUGCC